Molecule: messenger RNA, 2141 nt
Organism: Poecilia latipinna (sailfin molly)
Lineage: Eukaryota; Metazoa; Chordata; Actinopteri; Cyprinodontiformes; Poeciliidae
Gene: htr3b
Product: 5-hydroxytryptamine (serotonin) receptor 3B
Exons: 9
Coding region: 1-1368 (455 amino acids)
Biological process (GO): monoatomic ion transmembrane transport
Cellular component (GO): postsynaptic membrane
Molecular function (GO): extracellular ligand-gated monoatomic ion channel activity; transmembrane signaling receptor activity
Source: RefSeq, a predicted model, not a curated record
AUGAUUCUGGUUUGGAUCGUAUUGUUUUUAUCAGUUAAUCUGACUGAAUGUGUGCCAGAGAAGCCAAAGAGAUCCACUCUGAACCAGCUGACCAGAACCCUGCUGAGGAAAUAUGACUGUGGAGUUCGACCCGUCCACAACUGGACCAGUUCUACUACAGUCUACAUAGACCUCAUACUACAGUCUGUCCUCGAUGUGGAUGGAAAGACCCAGAGCAUUACUACAAGCAUUUGGUACAGACAGAUCUGGAGGGAUGAGUUCCUCGUUUGGGACCCGGAGGACUUUGAUGGCAUCACUGAGCUCUCUCUCUCUUCUGACGCCAUCUGGGUGCCUGACAUCAUCGUCACUGAAUUUGUGGAAGAGGGAAAGUCUCCUCCCAUCCCCUACGUCUACGUCAACUCGUCUGGUUCUGUGAGGAACUACCGGCCGAUCCAGGCGGUGCUGGCAUGCAGCUUGGAGAUGUACGCCUUUCCUUUUGACAAGCAGAACUGCAGCCUCACCUUUCGCAGCUGGCUUCACUCAGUGAAAGAAAUCGACCUGGCUCUGUGGAGGAGCGCAGAGGCCAUUGCAGGCGAUAAGAGGGAGUUCAUGAAUGAUGGCGAGUGGGAACUGCUGUCCGUUCCAUCGCAGUACUGGCAGAUCCGCCAAGACGACGCCGACUAUGCUCAGAUCCAGUUCAACCUGCUGAUCCGCCGGCGCCCCCUGCUGUACGUGGUCGGCCUCCUCAUUCCCAGCAUCUUCCUCAUGCUGGUGGAUGUGGUGAGUUUCUACCUGCCUCUGAACAGCGGAACGAGAAUUGCCUUUAAGAUCAGCAUUCUGCUGGGCUACACCGUCUUCAGGGUCAACCUGACAGACGAACUGCCUGCCACCGCUCUCAGGACUCCUCUCAUCGGUGUGUUCUUCGUGGUGUGCAUGGCCAUGCUGAUGCUCAGUCUCAUCAAGUCCAUAUUGGUGGUGAAGCUGCUCCAUCACAGCGAGAAAGAGGUCAAGCAAAUGUCACUGUCUGCCUGCCUGCUGGACCGGUACGGCUCAGCCGGCCACAGCCUCAGCGAGAGCGCUUUGACCUCCAUCAAAACCCUCGACAACAUCUACGCGCCUGGAGAUUAUGAGCUUGAAAGCUCCCUGGAGGAAGAUCUCCUGUCCCUGAAUGACGUCCCAGAUCCUCCGUCUGGACUGGAGUGGCUGCUCCAGGAACUGGUUUCCCUUCGGAUGGCUUUUUCCCAGGAGGACAGCGAGUCUUCAGCUCAGGCCGAAUGGCUGUCGCUCUGCCUGCGGCUCGACCGCUUGCUGUUUCGCUUUUACCUGCUGGUUUUAGCCGUGUACACCGGUACGCUGCUGCUGCUGUGGGCCAGAUGGAGCUUCACUUGAGCUACAGCACAAAUACGAUCACUUGGUGGUUCGGUUCAACAACACUGAUUGGGAAACUCGUUCAGAAGAGAAGUCAUCUGAUUUGGACAAACUCAUUGUAAAUGGUAUUACUAAGUCAUAGAUUUUGUAAACAGUUAUCUAAAAGUUUUACAUUUCUUUGCUUUUCUAAAAAAAUGACCAUGCUUUGGAGGCUCUGAACUCCCUUUUAUUGCAAAAAGUGAUUGAACAAGAGCUUUUAGAUGCUCUCAUUUACUCCUACAAAUUUCAGUCUGUAUUGUUUUUGUUUUGUUGCGUCUACUAAAUAAUAUUUUUUGUUUUAUCAAGUUUCAGUUGGCUUCUUUUGUAUGACCUGCAGAACAAUCUGCAGUCUUAGUAGCCCCGGAUUCAAGUUCAGACUUUGACACUAAGAAGCUAGGGAUGUAUAUUUUUGAUGUAGAAAUAUUUAAUUGGCAAAAUUAAACUUUAACUUCUCAUUGGUUAUUUUAAUGCAUGGCAUUCCAAAGGGUUCUGUUCUUGAUCCUGUUUAGUUUGUGUCUUAUUUGUUUCCCUUGUCUUAUUUUAUAUGAUCAUCACCAGGUAAUGUCAGAAGCUUUUUUUGUGGUGAGUCAAGCAUCCAUCAGGCAUCUGCAGGUGACGAAAAAUGCUAUUAUAUGUAUUUUUUGCAUUAGCAUUUGGCACUAUUUAAUAGUUUGACUCCAAUAUAUUUAUUUUUUGUGUAUUUUUGUGUCAUUUGCAUAGAAAUUUGUGAACCACUUUGAAGUGCUUCAUUAAUA